AUGUGUCGCCUCGUGCUCUUCGCGGGAACUUGCACGCGCUGCAACGAGUCCCUCACCUGGGCCGACCUCUCGCAGCAGCUGUCAUGUCUGGAGGCCAAGAACGCAGACAGCUUCGGUUCCUGUCGCCGCGGCGUCGAAAUCGAGACGCAUGCCUUCGACCAGGAGUGCGAUGCCUGUGCCGGCGAGGAUGAGGGUGUUGCGGGCAUGGAUUUUGGGGAGCAGGAGUACCAGCAAUAUCAGCCAUACCAACAACACCAAUCUGCAUCGGCAUCGGCAUCGACCCCGUCAAUAGCUCAAAGCUCAAGCAAGAGGGGCAGCGGCAGGGAAGACGGAGAAGGGAGGAAGAAGAAGAGAGCGAGGACGUGA
This is a messenger RNA of Colletotrichum spaethianum, 366 nucleotides long. RefSeq lists its product as uncharacterized. The record is from RefSeq and is a predicted model, not a curated record. NCBI's taxonomy places the organism in Eukaryota, Fungi, Ascomycota, Sordariomycetes, Glomerellales, Glomerellaceae. The transcript has a single exon. The coding region runs from base 1 to 366 and encodes 121 amino acids.